AUGGCUCGUACCAAGCAAACCGCUCGCAAGUCCACCGGAGGCAAGGCUCCCCGCAAGCAGCUCGCCACGAAGGCGGCUCGCAAGUCUGCUCCGGCCACCGGAGGAGUCAAGAAGCCCCAUCGCUACCGUCCAGGAACCGUCGCCCUCCGAGAGAUCCGUCGUUACCAAAAGUCGACGGAACUUCUCAUCCGCAAGCUUCCGUUCCAGCGUCUGGUCCGCGAGAUCGCUCAGGACUUCAAGACCGACCUGCGGUUCCAGUCUUCGGCCGUGAUGGCCCUGCAGGAGGCUGCCGAGGCCUACCUCGUUGGUCUCUUCGAAGACACCAACUUGUGCGCCAUCCACGCCAAACGCGUCACCAUCAUGCCCAAGGACAUCCAGCUGGCCCGACGCAUCCGAGGAGAGCGAGCUUAA
Molecule: messenger RNA, 411 nt
Organism: Caenorhabditis auriculariae
Lineage: Eukaryota; Metazoa; Nematoda; Chromadorea; Rhabditida; Rhabditidae
Source: the annotation of a GenBank genome assembly